Messenger RNA from Eruca vesicaria subsp. sativa (arugula), 3016 nucleotides. NCBI's taxonomy places the organism in Eukaryota, Viridiplantae, Streptophyta, Magnoliopsida, Brassicales, Brassicaceae. The record is from the annotation of a GenBank genome assembly.
CGCACUCUUUCUGUUGCUUAGCUCUGUAGCUGUAAACACUACGAUUGAAGGAGCUAAAUUUGUGAAGAAGCAACUCGUUUCCGUUUCUCUAAUCGAUGUUGAAUUUAAGGCUAAGUCGCCUUCUUCGUCGACCCUUAAUCCGAUUCUCAGCUUCUCCAAUCUCUAACGGCGAAACUGACGCAUCUCUCUCCACAUCGUCGUCGGAAAAGCCUCCCUUCAAUCAUGUCCGAGAGAGAGAAGGAGGAUUUCAUUGCGAAGAUGAACAAUUUGAAGAAUUCACGCAAUUGGGUUUCGGAAAGUCACCGCCUUUGAGCGUCUGUGAUCCUGAAUCCGGACAAAUUCGAAACCCUAGCUUUGACGAGAUAAAUGAAUUGACAGAAGAAGAAGAAGACGAUGACGAAGAAAGUGUCGAAGAUGACGAUUUCGAAUCUUUUGGAAACAUACCACAAUCGAGACAAGACGUUAACAGUAGAUUCGAUGUCGUGGAAGAAGAUGAAUCCAGACACCCUUUGGUUAGAGAGACAAACCGAUUGAUUGGUCUGAGAUCAUCAUGGAACCAAAAGCACGAAGGCGAAAUGAGGAAUCUUCUAAGGAGCCUUAAACCAUCGCAAGUCUGCGCCGUUCUACGCUCACAAGACGAUGAGCGUGUUGCUCUCAAGUUCUUCUACUGGGCUGAUCGUCAAUGGAGGUAUCGCCAUCACCCUCUUGUGUACUACUCAAUGCUCGAGGUUCUCAGCAAGACUAAGCUCUGUCAAGGUGCAAGAAGAGUUCUUGUUCUGAUGAAACGUAGAGGUGUUCAUCGAACUCCUAAAGCGUUUUCGCUUGUGAUGGUAUCUUAUAGUAGAGCUGGUCAACUGAGGGAUGCUUUGAAGGUGUUGACUCUUAUGCAGAGAGCUGGUGUUGAGCCUGAUUUGUUGAUUUGCAACACUGCUAUUGAUGUUUUCGUGAGGGCGAAUAGGUUGGAGAAAGCGUUACGGUUUCUGGAACGUAUGCAGGUUAUUGGUAUAGUGCCAGAUGUGGUGACUUAUAAUUGUGUGAUUAGAGGAUAUUGUGACUUGCAUCGAGUUGAGGAAGCUGUUAAGCUACUAGAGGAAAUGCCUUGUGUGCCGGAUAAAGUUAGUUACUAUACCAUAAUGGGUUUCCUUUGCAAAGAAAAGAGGGUUGAGGAAGUGAGAAACUUGUUGGAGAAAAUGGCGAGAGAGCAUGGUUUGGUGCCGGAUCAAGUCACUUAUAAUAAUCUUAUUCACAUGCUUACAAAGCAUGGUCAUGCGGAUGAGUCUCUUUUGUUUUUAAAGGAAGCCGAAGAAAAAGGCUUUCGGAUUGAUAAGGUGUGUUAUAGUGCAAUAGUUCAUGCAUUGUGCAAAGAAGGAAGAAUGUCUGAGGCAAAAGAUCUCAUUAACGAUAUGCUGUCAAAGGGACAUUGCCCUCCAGACGUAGUAACUUAUACCGCAGUUGUAAAUGGCUUCUGUCGUUUGGGUGAUGUGGACAAAGCCAAAAAGCUGCUUCAGGUUAUGCACACACAUGGGUACAAACCAAAUACUGUGUCGUACACAGCUCUGUUAAAUGGGUUGUGCAGAACGGGGAAAUCUUCAGAGGCAAGAGAAAUGAUGAACAUGAGUGAAGAGCAAUGGUGGAGUCCAAAUUCUAUUACAUAUAGUGUACUUAUGCAUGGGUUUCGUAGGGAAGGGAAGUUGUCUGAGGCAAGUGAUGUGGUCAGAGAGAUGGUACUAAAAGGUUUUUUCCCAGGUCCUGUUGAAAUUAACUUGCUGCUCCAGAGUCUUUGCCGGGAUGGGAAAACACAAGAGGCCAGAAAAUUCAUGGAGGAGUGCCUGAACAAGGGGUGUGCUAUUAAUGUCGUGAAUUUCACUACAGUGAUCCAUGGUUUUUGUCAGAACGAUGAGAUAGACGCUGCUCUCUCACUCCUUGAUGACAUGUACCUGAUCAACAAACACGCAGAUGUCUUCACAUAUACCACUUUAGUUGAUGCAUUGGGGAAAAAAGGCAGAAUAGAAGAAGCAACGGAACUUAUGAAGAAGAUGCUUCACAAAGGCAUAGAUCCUACCCCUGUCACAUACAGGACUGUCAUCCAUCGAUACUGCCAAAUGGGGAAGGUUGAUGAUCUCGUGGCUAUACUGGAGAAGAUGCUGUUGCGGCAGAAAUGCAGGACAGUCUAUAAUCAAGUCAUUGAGAAGCUUUGUGGUUUGGGAAAUCUCGAGGAGGCAGACAAAAUUUUGGGUAAAGUUCUGAGGACAGCUUCGACAUCUGAUGCUAAGACAUGUUAUGUACUUAUGGAAGGGUAUCUUAAGAAAGGUGUACCUCUAUCAGCAUAUAAAGUUGCUUGUCGGAUGUUUAACCGCGAUCUGAUACCUGAUGUUAAGAUGUGUGAGAAGCUUAGCAAGAGACUGGUUCUCGAAGGCAAAGUGGAAGAGGCAGACCAGCUAAUGUUACGUUUGGUUGAGCGUGGUCGUAUUUCACCCCUACCCUUAAAACAGUCUAUGGUCUCAUAAAUAUCUGUCUGGGUUUACUUUCAUUUUGUAACCACAAACUUCUUGGUGGACUGUUUGAGAUCUCAGGCGAAGAGAGUUUGAUGGAAUAUAACUACAUGCUGAUUUAUUUUGUCGCUGGUUAGUCACGACUUUCAGCUCUCAAGCUAAGCAACUAGGCUCUGCGUUAGCGGUCAUGGAUUCCAUAGUUGAUGUUAUUCUGCUUCACAUCUUCCUGGUACUCACUAUUCCAAAUUUGAGUGAUAGCUUGCAGUGAAGUUCUAAUAUAUCUCUGUCCUCUUUGAGUUUUUUACUUUAGUUAAGGUCACCGUUGUUUUUCUGUGUUUGCAUUUGUUCUCGUGUCAUAAUAGUUAGAAGUUAGAACAUUAUAAUAUGGGAUACUCAAACGAAAAUGUAAAGAAACAAUCGUGGUCUAAAUCAUGUUGUUCUCUGAUUUGUAAUUUACAUAAUAGCAAGCCUAUAGGCUAUAGGUUGUUGACACUUCACAGCUCAUACAAUGCAAAUUAUAACUA